Neohortaea acidophila is the source of this 1212-nucleotide messenger RNA. RefSeq lists its product as uncharacterized. Lineage: Eukaryota; Fungi; Ascomycota; Dothideomycetes; Mycosphaerellales; Teratosphaeriaceae. The record is from RefSeq and is a predicted model, not a curated record. Bases 218 to 952 code for a protein of 244 amino acids. The transcript has 2 exons.
GGCGAGGGCAAAAGUGGCAAGGCUGGUCGGAAUACCCUUGUAACGCCCGCUGACGACAAAUGCGAAAGGCAACGCACUCCAGACUCCCGCGCCACCGGUGCAGGACAAAGCUUCAGCUAGAGCCACUAGCCCUCGUGUUCGCAGAGGCAAAAUCAAGAUCCACGAUGCAGGCACGAUCGGCGUUGGGAACGAAGACAAUAUUCCCGAGAUUGAGUACAUGCCGCCGCGCGAAAUCCCACUCCCAGACUACCCAGACGAAUGGCCACACGAUCGUACCUAUCCCCAAUUCGAAGGCGCCAAUUUGACGCGGGGGUGGUGGUCGGAAUUUGCGCGGCAGAAGGGCGACGACGAUGACUCUGAUUUCAGCGACUUCGAGGGCAAGCUGGCACAGAUUGAGGAGAGGCAGAGAAAGGAACGGCAAGCAAUGCGAGCAAGGCCAUCACCUGCAGUCAAGAGGCCUGGCUUGAAGAUGACGGCCAGAGAUCCACUCAGCCAGAAGCAGCCGCAGACACUGAAUGCGAGAAGUGCAGCAUCGGCGCUGAAUGCGCCGAACCCAACAGUCACGCCACGGUUUGCGGCUCCCACAGCCGCCACGCAGUCUCGUGCAACUUCGCUGGGCGUGCCGAAGAGGAGUGGUGUAAGUGUCCAGGCGCCAGUCGGUAACGCUCGGCACGGAGCGGCCAGGGUCGCCUCGAACACUACGGUGGGCUAUUCGAAGGGGCGAGCGGUUCGUAAGCCUUCGCUGGGUGUCACGGGCGAGCAGCUGCCUGGCUCUGGCGACAAGAUGGCAUCACCAGACCAGACAUCGCUGGACGAGCUGUUCUCCAUCUCCAAGAUGUUGAGUCUCGAUGGAGAAGAUGAUGAUGAUCUCGGCGGCGGCGUCUUAGUGGGAGGAGAUGUGGAGGAUGAGGAUGAGGCUGAGGUUUUCCAACUGCCGCCUGUUGAUUAUUGAUUUCACCCAUUCCCGGGCGGCGCCAGGCGUUGGGCGUGACUGGGGCAGUGUCUAUGGAUUAGUAUGGCUGCCGCGAGACCCUCAUUCAUCCUCUAUUGGGCCAAGCCAGACAUCAAUUACAACACUCGUUGCGCGGCUUCGACACGAAUACCACAUAGUAAAGAAGACACAAUGCGACCCCAUGGAAAUCCGCCUGUCAGUAAGAUAAGGUAAGCCUUGCAUAACACGGCAUCGACCGGAGGCCGGUUCGAGAGCUUCCG